Cannabis sativa is the source of this 2373-nucleotide messenger RNA. RefSeq lists its product as uncharacterized. NCBI's taxonomy places the organism in Eukaryota, Viridiplantae, Streptophyta, Magnoliopsida, Rosales, Cannabaceae. The record is from RefSeq and is a predicted model, not a curated record. The coding region runs from base 1 to 2373 and encodes 790 amino acids. The transcript has 4 exons.
AUGCGUCAUCCGGUUGAUGGAUUAGCUUGGAAGGACUUUGAUGUUAAACAUCCUAAUUUUGCCAGUGAACCUAGAAAUGUUCGCUUAGGUUUAGCUGCUGAUGGGUUUAAUCCAUUUGGCAACAUGAGCCUAGCUUACAGUAUGUGGCAUGUUGUGUUAGCGAACUAUAAUCUUCCACCUUGGAUGUGCAUGAAAGACAAUAAUUUCAUGUUGGCUCUACUUAUUCCUGGACCAAAAUCUCCAGGUAAAGACAUGGAUGUAUUUUUGAGACCGUUGGUGGAUGAGCUGAAAGAGUUCUGGGUUGAUGGAGUUGAUACGAGAGAUUGUACGACAAACACUAUGUUCAAAUUGCGUGCAUCCCUUUUAUGGACUGUUAAUGAUUUUCCUGCUCGAAGUAGUUUGUCUGGUUGGAGUGGUCAAGGAUACAAAGCUUGUCCAACAUGUAACGAAGACACUACUUCAAUACGAGUAAUUGGCAAGACAUCUUAUGUAGGUCACAGAAGAUUCUUGCCCAGCAAACAUGAGCAAUUUGGAGGUGUGAAACGCAAACGUGUUGCAGAAGAUCAAAAUUGGAGGAAAAAAAGUAUCUUCUAUGAGCUUGAGUAUUGGUGUACAAAUACUUUGAAACACAAUAUUGAUGUGAUGCACGUUGAGAAGAAUGUGUGUGACAGUCUGUUGGGCACAAUCUUGGACAACGAUAAAUCGAAAGACACAACUAACGCGAGACAUGAUUUGAAGAAAUUAGGAAUAAGGGAAUGGUUGUGGAUUUAUGAAGAUGAUAAUGGCAAGUUAAUGAAGCCACACGCCCCGUAUGUCCUCAAAGCUGACGAAAAAUUGAAAUUCUGUCAAUUUAUCAAGGACGUGAAGUUUCCUGAUGGAUUUUGCUCAAAUUUGAAGAAGAAAGUGAGCAAUGAUUUAUCAAAUGUUCUUGGAUUGAAGUCUCACGAUUGUCAUGUAAUUAUACAAAGAUUAUUGGCAAUUGGUGUUCGUAAGUUUCUCCCUAAAAAUGUAUCAACAACUAUUGCUGAAUUAUGCAACUUUUUUAGGCAAGUAUGUGCUAGAACCAUAAACUUUAAAGAUAUGGAGGAAGCACAAAAAGACCUAAUUUUGAUAUUGUGUAAGUUGGAGUUGAUUUUCCCUCCAGCUUUUUUUGAUAUCAUGAUUCAUUUGGUCUUACAUUUGCCUGAAGAAGCAAUUUUGGGUGGACCUGUGUUUAUGAGAUGGAUGUACCCUUUUGAGAGGUACAUGAAAAAAUUGAAGAAUUAUGUUGGAAAUAAAGCUCGUCCCGAAGGGUCAAUAGCUGAAAGCUAUGUUGCAGAUGAGGCAUUAACGUUUUGCUCUAUGUAUUUUAAGGGGGUAGAAACCAAAUUUAACCGACUUGAUCGCAAUGAAGAUGAAGUGAUUCCUAGAAUUCUUACCGUCUUCCAAUCACAAUGUCAUCCCUUAACAAGAGCAAAUAUAAUGCCUCUAGAUAGAAAGAAUCGUGAAAAUGCUGAGUGGUUCAUCUUUGACAAUUCACCUGAAAUAAGACCAUAUUUAGAUGAACACUUAGAAGAGAUAAAACUUCAGUACCCAGAUGGAGAUCAUAACAUCUUACACAAAAAGUUUUUCCAACGAUGGUUUCAUAAGAAGAUCUAUGAUUUACACAAGCUUGGAUCAUUGGAGAAUGGUGAAGAGUUGCUAGCUUUAGCAUGUGGUUCAGAUCACUUAGUAACAUAUUAUGAAGGUGUUGUAGUGAAUGGCGUUCGUUACAUGGUAGCUGAACGUGAUAAGAAGCGUACUACUCAAAAUAGCGGUGUCUCUGUGGCGGGAACAGAAGGAUUCAAUUAUUAUGGAACCCUAGAAGAUGUGAUGAUGUUCACUUUUUGUGGUGUGUAUUCAGUGACAUUAUUUCGGUGUAAAUGGUUCAAUACCAAUCCACAGAGGAAGAAAACAAUCAUUGAGAAUAACAUCAUUAGUAUCAAUGUUAGUGGUGAAUGGUACAAAGAUGACCCAUUUAUACUUGCUACUCAAGCUAAGCAAGUAUUUUACCUUGAUGAUUUGCUUAGAGGUAGACAUUGGAAAAUAGUCGAGAAUGUAAACCACCGACAAAUUUGGGACAUUGAGGAGGAUGAAGAUGAUGAAGAUGUUGUACAUGAUUUAAGCUCCUCAAAUUUUCGGUUGACUGUGGAUAUAGGAGAGUUAAUUUUGCAACCUGCUGAUGUAGCAACAAUAAUUGAUCCUACACAAAAUUUGAAUGUAAAUCAACCUGAUGAAAAUGUUGUGGAUGGUGACGUUGAUGAUGUAAUAGAUGACGAAGUAGACGAGUUGCUAAUUGAUCGAUGUGAAGACGAUAUUGAUUCUGAAAAUGAUGAGUGUGAUAGUGACUAUUAG